UGUGAAGACUGGGCUUGAAAAAAACAAUUUAAACAUGGCAGUCAUUUUUAAAAUAUGCGAAGUGAAAAUCUUGUGAAGAAAAUGUGAGAAAUACACUGUAUAAAAGAGUAUGAAUAAGAAAGAGGAUAUCUUUGGUGUUGAAGAUGUGUUGCAGGUAAUAGAUGAUAUCAACACUAGUGAAAUUGAUUUCAGUGAAGAAUCAUCUGAUGAUGAAUACCAGCUAAUUGCUGAUAAUGAUGGAUACAUUGAUUUGCUUUGUGAUUCUGUAACAAGCGCAGAUGAAAACGAUGAAGAAAAUACAAGUACAGAUGGUGAUGAUUGCAUUCCAUUGGCUCAAAGAGUCAAGUCUUUUGCUGACAAUGAGACAAAAAAGGGUGUUUAUCGAUGGCGAAGACAUAGAUAUGUGCAUGUUGAAAAGCCUUUCAUGGGUGAUCAGUAUAUUGUACCGGAACCUCCACCAUCACCUUUGACAAUUUUUCAACAGUUUGUAAACAAAGAGAUGCUUAAAAACAUGUGUCAGCAAACUAACAUUUAUAGUGUUGAAAAAACUGGAACAUCUGUUAAUACUACAGUACAGGAAUUAGAAAAAUUAAUUGCAAUAUACUUCCACCUGGGGCUUUGUCAGCUUCCAUCUAUAAGAGCAUACUGGGAGAGAGCUACACGUUACCCACCAAUUGCUGAUGUACGGUGGCCCACAACUGUCACGGCAAAACAGUAAACUCACGGCAAAAUAAAGAAAACUCGCGGCAAAAUAAAGAAAACUCGCGGCAAAAUAAAGAAAAC
Messenger RNA from Xenia sp. Carnegie-2017, 783 nucleotides. RefSeq lists its product as uncharacterized. The transcript has 2 exons. Bases 110 to 718 code for a protein of 202 amino acids. The record is from RefSeq and is a predicted model, not a curated record. Lineage: Eukaryota; Metazoa; Cnidaria; Anthozoa; Malacalcyonacea; Xeniidae.